This is a messenger RNA of Rhipicephalus sanguineus (brown dog tick), 7223 nucleotides long. RefSeq names its product activating molecule in BECN1-regulated autophagy protein 1A-like. Gene Ontology annotation, biological process: autophagy. The record is from RefSeq and is a predicted model, not a curated record. Lineage: Eukaryota; Metazoa; Arthropoda; Arachnida; Ixodida; Ixodidae. The transcript is spliced from 18 exons. Gene Ontology annotation, cellular component: intracellular membrane-bounded organelle. The coding region runs from base 215 to 3310 and encodes 1031 amino acids. Gene Ontology annotation, molecular function: protein binding.
GGAGACGGCCAUGUUUGAUGAGUGAUGUGCUUGGGUUUGCAACUGUAGUCGCCUUCUGAUUCAAUCGUUUAUCAUUAAUUUCGUUUGAUCAGGUGUAUUACGCAGUUUUCCUAUGUGUGAAGUGCCGCUGGUGUGAUGGAUUAGUGGCUGCACAGAGCAGGGAGACCCUUGGAAGAAGCUCCGGGAGCUUCGCCGCGCCGCAAAUUGUGGUGCCAUGUGGGUGGACCGGCGACGUGCGCGCUGCCCAGGCAGCACCGUGACGUUGCUGCUCCAGCGUGAGCUAGGUUAUAAGCCGCGCCAGCCGACGCAUGCAUUGGCCUUUGACUGUGUCGGUGAGGACAGGGCUGCCCACUAUGAGCUGGAGGAGACGGCAUGCAAGCUACCGCAAUCUGUUCGCUCAACGUUCCUAAUGGCAUUCAGCCCCGACUGCACCAAGGUGGCCUCGACGCACGGGGACCACCGCAUCCAUGUGUGCGAGGUGGCUACGGGCAAGCUGGCGCACACCCUGGAGGGCCACCCACGCACCCCCUGGUGCCUGGCCUUCCAUCCGAGCUCGAACCACAUCUUGGCCUCGGGCUGCCUGGCGGGACAGGUGCGCGUCUGGGACCUGCGGGUGAGUGGACACUGCUCGUCCGCCGCUUCUUUGGCCAGUCACUCUCAGGGUGGCAGUGAAGUGUGGAGUUCUCGGGAGGGCACGGUGAUCUCAUCACUGGCGUUCCACCCACUGGAGCCCCUGCUGGCCAUUGCCACAGCCAAUCGGGUGGUGCUCUGGGACUGGCGUAAGGGUCAGGCACUGGCCACCUGCAAGACGGGCUCCGAGCGCGAGAAGGUGCGAUUCGUGCAGUUCUGUUCGCCCCGGGGUGAUUCGCUGGUGACGGGCAUCACCAACGUGGACCCAGGUGCCCCAGGGGGCAGUGGGCCUCGUGUUUUGGACCCCCUGCUGGGGCCACAGGUGGGGGCGCUGCGUGUGCCUGCUGCGGCGGUGGACACCGGGUCAAGCCAGCGGCGCAGCAUCCUCACUCGGCUCAUGUCCAUGUACCAACGCCUGGAAGGGCUUGAAGAGGGUAAUCUGCACGGCGCCGAGGAUGGCUCGUCGGCCGAUGAAGAUGCUGGUCCAAGCGGCAGACCGGCGUCUGCUUCGGUGGCGACGGGCCCCAAUAGCCGCCAUUUCUGGGCAACAUUUUACCGGCUGCGCUCAAUCUGCUCGCGACUGGAACGCCGCAUGCGACUACACGCGUCCCCCAUGUGGGCGCCACCCCAUGCUCCAACGGCUACGAGGAGUGGCUCUUCACGAACGGCAACGCUGGGAUCCACGAGUGCAGCCGAUGCGGCAGCUGCAAGCCGUCGUGCAGCCAGAAUGUCGCCUGCUGGUCCUUCAGUCUCCUCUGCUGGUCCUUCGUCAACGGCCUCAUCUUCGUCUAAUCGUGGAGCGGCCUCGUCAUCGACACACCCGGACGUGUCGCUGUCCCUGGUGUCGCUGCUCGCACGCCUUCAGAUGUCCCUGCAAAGCCUGAGCAGUGCCGCUCUCACCACGGCCGUCGCUCGUGAGCAGAUCCAUCAGGUACGGCGGCGCAUCACGGAGAUCUUGGAGCGCUUGGCUAAUGUGAGUGGCUACCGGGCUCGUCUGACCAGCCUUCGGGAGCAAAUCUACGAAGCGGCUGCUGCGGCUGGUCCCUGGUCUGGCCAGCCGGGCAUGGGCUCGGCAUGGGAGGCGGAGGUGGCUGACCACCAGCUGCGGGCAUCCAUAGCUGCCGAGCGUCGCAGGGGAGGUGGUAUCGAGGAUGACGCCUCCCCCAGCCAGCACUGGGACCUGGCGUACUGUCUCUGGCUUGUCGAGAUGAGCCUGCAGCUGACACGCCAAAUGCAGCGGAUACUGGCUGCUGACUACCGGCUCGCCCAGCUCCACCUCAAUGCCACGUCCACAUCGUCGGGCCCCAAUGCCUCAGCGAGCCCUCCCCCCUUGUCCCCGCCUCCGACCUCAUCUUCGUCCAUGGCCUAUGGCGGCCACAGCUACCACCGUGGUCACACGCACUCUACCACUGGUGGGGAUUCUGGCUUGCCGUCUGCAGCUGCCAGCGCUGCAUCAACGUCAAGCAGACCAGGGGGCCUUGCUUCUACACCUCCACCGUCUCACCGACCGAUGGAGUGCCCGAGGCUGAGGCGGCAUCACCACCACCCCCAACACAGGCGCGUCCAUGCCGCCCCGAUGGUGGGUGGCAGCAGUGGCAGUGCACUGGCUUCGCCAUCUUUGUCGUCGGACUCGCUUGACUCCUCAGACGAAGAAAACCUUGACUUUGGACACAUGGAAGUAGACGCAGUUGGCAGUGGAUCACUUUCGUCUGCAUCAUUGUCGUCCAGGAGACGGAGCAGGAUGUUAAGGCGGAACCGCUUCUGGCCAGCCUCGCCCCCUCCGAUUGUGCCAGAAGAGGAUCCGUCUCUUCCAGAGGUGCACGUGUCGCCACCAUCGUCACCGCCACCUGUGCGUCCCACAGCCCCCGUGCCUCCGAGGCCACGGUCUCCACCACUGCCGGUGAUUUUGUCGGGGGGUCCCUCUGCUCGGGUGCCCCCCCUGGAUUCCCUCUGGCUGGGUCCCCCUCCCUCGGCAGCAUACUUUUCGCUCCUCUACGAGGGAGGCUUCCGACCACGGCUCAGUGUGUAUGAGACUGGCCCAAACCUGACCCACCGAAUCCAGUGCUGGGAUAUGACUGGCUCUGAGCUGCCAGACAUUGGUGACGCCAAGGCAUGCCUGGUAGCACCGCGGUGCAAGAUCCACAACGAUGCGAGUGUGGCCCUGGGCGGUGGUCUGCUGGCGGCCCUGGUGCCCUGUGGCCUGCUGGGGGCUUCGCUGUGCGUGUACUCCCUGCGGCCACGAGGCACCCUCCUCCACACUUGGAGCUUUGGGGCCAAUGCCAUCUCGGUCAGCCUGUCACCGCUCGCCCGGUACCUGGUCGUUGGGUUCGCUGCCACUCGGGGUUACUUUACCCAGGACAGGGAGGUGGUGGCCCAAAUCUUCAAGCUGACUCCACCGGAUGCUGAAGGCUCAUCCUCCUCAUCAUCGUCUUGUGGCCAGCUUCAGCAGGUGGGAAACCUGAGCCAGCCAGGCGGGACUGCUGGCCAGCCUCCGGUCAGCCUCAACUCGGUGCGCUGGCUGCCUCGGCCAGGUGAAGGGCUCAUCUACGGCACAAACCGUGGAUCCCUCUGCAUCUGCCGCCCAGUCAAGCCCAUCUCCAAGGAGGGUGGCAGCAGUGGGGCAUCGUCCCGCUUCCGGUCCAACACGAGAUGCCACCAGCCCCUUUGUGAUGCUCACUGACCAGGUGGACAGGACUGCCAGGAACACCACCAUCCAGGUACUGUCAACUGCCUCGCAGACGGUGUUGCCACAGACGCAGACGACGGGGACACAGACGAUGCUGCGUGGUCCUGGACUCUUUACCGACCAGUCCAUCGACGGCACCAUCACCUCGACUGGCUCGUCGUCUUCGCCGUCGGCAUCCUCCGACAGCGACCCCGUGCCGGGCCCCAGUGGCUCGGGCCUAGACGCGGCAAGCAGCAGCAGCGCCUCCACUCGUUGGUACUCGUCGUGCUAGCGCUGGGAACGUUACAGAAAUGCUUGCAACCUUUGAUCUCAUUUGGUUGAUUUUCCACUAUGUCCGUGCAUUCAUGUGUGGAGCAACCUUUAUCCUUUUUUUUUCCCUUCUACCGCUGGCCCCUCUCCAUAUUGGUGGCAGUCUUUCAGUGAUCGAGUCGGUAACAAACCAGGAGUAGGUGACACGCACGUCUUAUUUUUGAGCAAUUAAAGUAAGCUUUUUUUUUUCAUUGCAGAGAAGUAUAGUCUGCCAGUGGACCCCAAGUUAGCGCUUUCAGUGAUUGCUUAUUUGCUGAGUUGUGAUGAACAGAGUGUAUUUUUCUAACAGUGUUGUUUUCAAAGGAGCAGGAUGAAGGUGUAAGUAUAUGUUUGUUAAAGCAUGCAUUGGCUGCUUUGUCGUCAAUGCUGCUGAGCAGAUGAAGCAGAGUUUACGUAUGUUAUCGAUUUGCUACACUUCAGCAUGUUCCUGGUGAUGUACUUGCAGCAAGCAUCUGUGGUCUGCUGCUGCCGGCAAGGUCGGCAACAGCAUUCCAACAAUCUGUCGAAAAGUCGAUGUUGCUUAGUGAAAUUACAGAAAGCAUAAUAGUACACAUAGGGCACUGACAUAGAACUAUCUUCUGCUGUUCUCGUGAUGGAGCAGAUACAAGAAUACCUCGUGAACUCGAAGCAGUGAAAACCAGAAAAGAUUUUUAGAUAGACGGCGGAUUUUUUAGAGAAGGAAGGAUGGGAAAAUUGCUAUGAAAGGUAGAGUUCUCCAUAAAAAUUUACUGCUGCUGACCAGCUUUCAAACGAGAGCUUCUAAGCUGGCUCUCUAUAGAGGUCUCAAGGAAAAAGUUUCGAACGUACCAGAUAUAUCAAACACCUCCAUUUUGUAGCACUGUUGUUUUAUUAAACGCACAAAAAAAAAACUGCGGAAGACUUGCCUGCUACACUAAUCCCAUUAGCCAGUCACCCUGUCGCAGCGCCUAGUAUUGUUUUGCAGCAAGGGAAGCAUGUUUCUUGUUUAGGCUUAGUCGGCACCGCUUAAGGGCAGCUGUAGAGUGACUACGUCGACACUGCCGCUUUCACUGUGGGCAGGCUUCGAAAUCGCGUUGUUUUGCUAAGCUAGCCAUUGCUGCAGCUGAAAUCAGUGUUGCCCAUUUGCAUGACCAAGGCAUCCGCCCUUUCUUUCACCAGUGUUGUAGUGAUUGGAAAGUUGGCUGCUCUCACAUUUUGCAGCCACGCCAUGAGCAGUGCUUCGACACCUGGAAACUCUGAGCUUCGAACCCACUUUUGCUGGCAGGAGACUUGUAUAUUUACCAUUGUUGAAAGCUUAGACUGGGGGAAAGCCAAAUUCUUGGACAAAGCUCAAUUUCAUCUGGCCUCCUUUCCCCACUUCUUCGAUUAGAGCUACCUUUCUCUCCAGUGUCAGUCACUUACACUUAUUUAUUUGUUCAUUACUUUACAUUAUCCCCAGUGCCUGGAAAGGUGUUACCCCAGAGGGGGUUAGUAGAGUUAGCAAAAAUACAACUAACGAAAAUAUGGUACAGUAUAACCUCGUUACAACGGAUCUCUUUACAACAGACAUUCGGAUAUUACAUACCAAUUUGCGGCAUUAUGCCGACCUCCGUAUUCCAUUAAUUGAGCUUCGUUUACAACUGGAUUCUGGUACAACGGACAUUUGUAUAUAAUUGACUAAAAUGUCAGGCUAGCAAGGUGGCCAGGACUCCAUUAGAGCGGACUUUUCUACCGCGGACAUACCAAAUUCAAUAACUUCCAACUUCAAACAUCGCUUAGCAUACUUUCGGGACGGGAACAGCGCACCGCGGAUAUCGACGUAUUGAUUUGAGAACGAAGGCCGCCGAUCUCCGGUCUGUCAAUGAUCAGCUAUGCCUAGAUGUAGCGACAAAACAUCGGCGCGCAGCAUGCUUGGUGUUGCAUUUUGGGACGCUAACGCGCGAAAUUGCUGGCCGCUGCCACCACUUCUCCGAGUGGUUGCUGCUCGCAAGCUUGGUCGGGGUGUCCGCUGCCGAUGCGCAAAAUGCCCAUCCGCUUGUUCUGAGGAGCCAGCGGUCGAUGCGAUUCGUUGCUUGCGACGAAGGACAUUGCGGUUUCUUCGCUUUCGCAUGUCCGCUACCGCGAUGUUCUUGCCCGCAAAGUUCGGAUUUGCCUCGUACAUCUGCACCGUGAGCGGAGUUAGGCCUGCCACGACAUCGAGUAGAAAACUCGGUUGCGAUGUGCGUGGCCGCGGUGCCCGAUGUUUCAAAGUACAUCCUGCUGGAUUGUGAGUACAAAAAGUUGUCCCACGGUGGUCUUCGUCAUAAGCUCCGAAGUGCUGAUAAGAAGGACCUCUAACAGCAGGUCCAACGAGUCAACGCUAUUACAGUCGCACGUCUGUGAUGUUCGUAACGAGUGCGGCGCGCUUUCGUAAUCUGAUGAUUGAGCUUCCGCUUGCAGCUGCCAAACUAAAGCGUUCUAAAUUAUCGUUGAUCCACGAAUACAGAAUGAGUGCGAACACGUCACUACAAAGUAGUGCAAUUUUCGACAGCCACGGCCUCGCGACGCACAAGCAGCAGACGACGAUCCCGAAGCGAGCAUCACGGCAGAAGCAGCCAACCAGAGGCCUUGAAUUGAACUUGAAACAUUUGCUUUUUGUACGCUUUUUACUGAAUUUAGGAGCUAGCUGAAACAGAGGACUUGAACACGGAGAAAUGCUCUUUACGGCGAGCCCAAAAUGGUGGCGCCCGGUUGCGCCAUUGCCGAGCUAUAAUUUUGAAAAACGCUUUUUUUUUCAUGCUAUUUCCGCAAUUUUCGCCAAGUCGACAGACGCCAAAAUAAAAUUUGAUAGCACUUCUACGUAGUUUUCAGUUAAGAUAUUUGGGAAUCAGAUAGAAAAUGGGCUACAGAAACUGAAAAUGCAAUUUUCCAAAAAUCAUGCUUUUUUUUUGGUUCCCCGUUAAUAAUGAGACCAUGUUUGUGACUCGCAAUUCUCUCGGGUUAUAACAGACCCAUGCAGUGUUUACAGAAAAGUCUGUUGUAACAGUACUUGGAUUUUACAUACUGCCUUUACAACAGACCAAAAUCCUCUUCACUAUGAAGGUCUGUUGUAAUGAGGUUAUACUGUAUGUGCAAAAAAAUAAUAAGUUAUUUGAUGCUGAAGUUGUAAUCAUUUAGUGCAGUCUUGAAAGAUGAUGCGUCCUCUAUGCAGGCAACAGAGUGAGAAAGGUGUUCUACUCGGCACUUGUCUCUGGAAAAAAACAAAGUGUGCGAAAAAAAAAUUUGUGCAACAAAAACAAAUGAAAUUUUAAACUUAAUGAGUUCCUUUUAAGUGAGUUACUUUGGUAAAGUGUUUUUAGGAAAAGUACAGAUAAGAAAUUUUUAUUUGAAGGUGCGAAUGAAUGGGACAGAGGUCUGAUUUCGUUAGUGAAAUGCUACAAUAAAACUGGUUGGGCCUAGUUGGUACAUAACUUUUAAGGUGAAAACUUAGGCACAGACCAGGAUGAACCACUAAGAAGAGAUGAGACAAGUACUAGAAAUGCUAGCUAUGCAGGAAUACGUUGAAUUAGUGAAACACCCUGACCCUUUUUGAACUGGCUAAUUGGCACCUGCUAGUGUUUUUUGACCAGGGUCCCAAGCAGAUGUUGCAUACUCUAGCUUG